UAUACUCGUCUGCCUGGCCAUCUAUACGGAGCGGAGCCUGCGCCGCAUUGGCAAUUUGUUUCUGGCCUCAUUAGCGAUUGCGGAUCUGUUUGUGGCCUCUUUGGUGAUGACAUUCGCGGGCGUCAACGAUUUGCUUGGCUAUUGGAUCUUUGGUGCAGAGUUUUGUGAUACUUGGGUGGCCUUUGAUGUCAUGUGCUCGACGGCAUCUAUUUUGAAUCUGUGCGCCAUAUCCAUGGACCGUUACAUACACAUCAAGGACCCGCUCAGAUACGGACGAUGGGUGACACGCCGGGUGGCUGUUAUUACCAUUGCAGCUAUUUGGCUGCUGGCAGCGUUCGUCUCGUUUGUGCCCAUCUCGCUGGGGAUCCAUCGACCCGACCAGCCGCUGAUUUUCGAGGAUAAUGGCAAGAAGUACCCCACAUGCGCACUGGAUCUGACGCCCACGUAUGCUGUCGUCUCCAGCUGUAUCAGUUUCUACUUUCCCUGCGUGGUCAUGAUUGGCAUCUACUGUCGGCUUUACUGCUAUGCCCAGAAACAUGUCAAGUCUAUUAAGGCGGUAACACGACCCGGCGAGGUGGCCGAAAAGCAACGGUACAAGAGCAUACGUCGACCCAAGAAUCAGCCAAAGAAGUUCAAGGUGCGCAACUUGCAUCACAGCUCGCCAUAUCACGUAUCCGAUCACAAGGCAGCGGUCACAGUGGGCGUCAUAAUGGGCGUGUUUCUCAUAUGUUGGGUGCCGUUCUUCUGUGUGAACAUUACGGCUGCCUUUUGCAAGACGUGCAUCGGCGGCCAGACAUUCAAGAUACUUACCUGGUUGGGCUACUCGAACUCCGCUUUCAAUCCGAUCAUAUACUCAAUUUUCAACAAGGAAUUCCGGGAUGCGUUCAAGCGCAUACUGACAAUGCGCAAUCCGUGGUGCUGCGCCCAGGACGUGGGCAAUAUACAUCCACGCAAUAGCGAUCGCUUCAUCACGGACUAUGCCGCCAAGAAUGUGGUGGUCAUGAACUCGGGCCGCUCCAGCGCCGAGCUGGAGCAGGUCUCUGCAAUUUGACCAAAAAGCUGCUGCAAUGCAACCAGUUGGCUCCUGUGCAGCUGCUGCUGCACCGACAGUGGCCUCAAUGUGGAUGAUGAUGAUGAUGGCGCAUUGACCAACCGAUACGUUCCAUGAGAUUCGGUCGCGGCGGCCACAACAACCAUCGUGGAGACCGUGGAGGCCGCACAAAUGGAAACGGAGCUGGUCUAAAAUUGGCCACAAAUUGGGUUCCUACACGCAUCAAUAAAUGCGUAGCAAUCCCAGCCCAAAAGCACGAUUAACUAAUCCCAAUGCAAGUGAAAAACCUGUAAGUAUUAUCAGCGCAUCCUAGAAUCCUAAGCAAUCUACUAACCGUUAUUUCUAAGAGUGUUUAUACUUAACCGUAGCCAUAAGUUAUAUCUUCAUAAUUGUAUGAAACUACUUACUAACUAACAACCGAGUCGUGAUUAGGUCUAAGAUCCCCACACCAAAGAGCUUCUAAAUAGUUGAACUGUUAAGUUUUUGUUACGAUUUAGCCAUGCUAUGGCAGCUAUCACUAAAUGUUAUCAACACAAUUUGAAUGUGGCCAACGCUCGAAAGGAUUAAGUGUUCCUUUGGCCCCUUGACAAGGUACAGCAGCUAAGUCAAAUAAUGGCACACGUCAAAUAUAUAUUUCGAAAAACGGACAAUACACACUCACACUCAUACACACACAUGGUUUGACAUAGUUCGAUUCACAAGUGGCAACAAAACGUAGCAUACAACUCGGCGCUCACUGGCAAGGGCCAUAUACGGGUGGCAAACAAAGCUUUAGAUUUGAAUUAUUGAUGGGAAUUUAUGUGCCAUUGAGCAGCGUCGAACAUUAGAUGUGGCACAAAACUGCCAACUGCAGUCAUAAAUCAGUCAAAAAAUUAUAACGAUUUACGAGCAUUAUAAGUAAAAUGUUUAAAUCCCCGCAAUAUA
Messenger RNA from Drosophila montana, 1975 nucleotides. It is a transcript of the gene Dop1R1, whose product is annotated as Dopamine 1-like receptor 1. The transcript has 4 exons. NCBI's taxonomy places the organism in Eukaryota, Metazoa, Arthropoda, Insecta, Diptera, Drosophilidae. The record is from RefSeq and is a predicted model, not a curated record. The coding region runs from base 107 to 1051 and encodes 314 amino acids. Gene Ontology annotation, molecular function: G protein-coupled receptor activity. Gene Ontology annotation, biological process: G protein-coupled receptor signaling pathway. Gene Ontology annotation, cellular component: plasma membrane.